UGAAGCGUGGAUGAGAGUGGAGGCGAUUGCCAUCGAUCGAGAUAGAAUGCGGUGGUGUGCUCGAAAGUGGCAGGAAUCCAAGGGUGCAAUGCGACAGUGGAAUGGAUGCCGAGCGCCGGAGCAUCUGAGAUGUUUGCCCGGUUUGGGAAGAUGAGAACGGAUACGAGCAAGAAAUAUGGCUGCAUCGUCGUGAGUGAUGCGAGCAAAGCACUGGAAAAGAGCCCCUUGCGUCGGCCAUUGUAUGUUCGUCCAUCCAACAAAGAUGAGAGGAGAGGACUCGGUGUGGGAAGGAGCAAAGGCUGGCACAAGGUUGCUGAGUCCAGGAUCAAAGCUAGCAUGAAACCUUUAAAGUCCGAGAACCGGAUCAUCAAACACAACUUGGAGAAAUCCAAGCAGCUCAUAUCGGAGGAGAAUGACCAGGAAGAAGACGAGAACAAGUCUCUCGAGUUACACUCUCCGUCACCAGAUCCAGAAAUCUGCCAGGUUGAUGGAAUUCCGGUCCAGUUUGGUCAGCAACACUCGACGUCCUCGACUCUCGGAAGUGCUUUUCAGCGCCAAGUUGAGCUGCGUACUAACAGCUCUCUGGAUGGUUUCACGAAAGACUCCGAAAGACCACUCCACUCGCCUGAGUACGUCGGCCAGGAUAUCGUUUACCACGUCUUCUAUCAGGACAAUCCUCUGGACAUAAUCGAGUCGCUGCUGGUGGCCAGGAAAUCGUAUGACUCGUCGGCGAAGCUCGAGGAGAACGAGAAACAAAGGAGCUCCGAGGCACUGGUGGAGACUCUUGGGAAGCUCUCGCAGCGGGGAGAUUCCACUGGAGCAGACAACUUGUCAACCCAAGAGUCUGCGACGUUGGAACAAGAGAAUAGUGUUGGGAUAGAAGGGACGACUAGCGAUCGGUUGCUGGAAGGGAUCAGUGAAGAGAUUCAAGUGAACUUACUCGACUCGAAGCAUGCUCAAGUGGAGGAGACGCCGCGGAGGCAUCGCUUUAGAGCGAGCUGGGACACUGUUCCGGCGAUACUGAAGAAGCAAGACAAGCGAAUCAGAGCAGAGGAGGGGGGAUUGAGCAAGGAUCUAGAAGCUGAGGACAAUCAAGGUGGCCAACUAUCUGACGGGGAGACAACCAUCAGCUGGAACAUUACCUCGCCAGAAGCCGAAAACAUGGAGCAGUCGUUGCUACAGCUUCUCAAUGCACGGUUGCAAGUUCUUAGCUCCCACAAGCUCAAGUAUCUUCUGGGGGUUAUGGAUAAACUCGAAGGUGGCGACGUCGACAUGCUCACGCCUCAAGAACAUCCUUGUGAAGGAGUUGAAGUUUCCGCUGUCAGCAAAACCCGUACCUUAUCUCUUCGCAUUCUAUCAACUUGGGGCGACAAGCACUUCGUUGGUCUUGUGCAGGUAGAUCUGUUUGACACUGAUGGCAAGAAAAUCGACGUCCAGCCUAUGCAAAUCACCUCGAAUUGUGAAGCUGCAAAAGAACUUGGCCGGAUUGUGGAUGGUGGUGUGAAUUCUAGCGUGUGGGAGGCUUUACUUCCCUUGCCAGGCUCUCCUCCUCUGGAAAUAUUCUUUCAGCUACCUUCGGAAGACACUUCGAUCGGACACCUUGAAGUUUGGAAUCACACCCAAAGUAUUGGCAAAGGUGUGAGGGACUUGCAAGUUUUGAUAGACGGGGAGAUAGCGUGGCAGGGAACGGUUUCAAAGUCAUCCGGGAGCCAAGUAUAUGAUUCGUGCACACGAAUACCACUGCGGGAAGGAGUGACAUUGCCAAAUCCGUCCAUUGGAAAAUCAAUCUCGAUAACUCCUCCAUCUCCGAAGCUGGAAUUCGAAGUUUCAAGGCUAAACUCCUCGUCUCCAAAAUUUGAAGACUCUGAAGUCGCUGGUAAUAAGCUUGCGACGAGGCAGGCCGUGGAAAAGGUUGAAACGGAGUCAAUAUGGUCCAGGGCUGCUCGUUACUUGCAGCGUAGUAUCGCUUCGAAAAGGGAACCACAACCAGAGGAGACCGACGACGCUGACGACAAUCUGCAAGCCGACAUAGACAAGCUCGAGGAAGACAAUAUGGAGCUCGAGGAGAUUGAAAGGAUACUAAACUCAGACGGUGAAGACACUUGUACUUUCUACAAUAAGUUCGAGCAAAAUGUGAGCCAGAAAGUUGUCAGUGCGAACUUGUCCGCGGAUGCAACGUAUGAAAUGUUCUCGGUCGACAUGCUCGACGAAUCAGCCGACAAAGCAGCGCUUCUCCAAGCUCUAAGCUACACCGACGAUGCAGACUUAGAAGAGCUAGACGGUGACGAGCAACAAAUAUCGGAGCUUGUAGCGCCGAGUGACUUCUCCAUUCCGCUCCUACCUCUUGGAAUGAAGCUGACGAUCGACAUUCACAGCUCAUGGGGUGAUCCACACUACGUUGGUCUCUCCGGCAUUGAGAUCUUUGACGACGCUGGACAGGUGGUGCACAUCGACUCGAGGAAGCAAAUCAGUGUGGGCUACACAACCGCAGCUCUCCUCUCGGGACUUAACUGCAGUCCGUGUCCCGUGGAAAGGCUGGUCGACAAUGUCAACCUGACGUGCGACGAUUCUCAUAUGUGGCUCGCACCUUUCUCUCCGGGACAUCCUUGCACCAUCACCAUUUCUCUCGAGGGGCCAACUUUGCUGGGAAUGGUCCGGUUUUGGAACUACAACAAGUCGACAAUGCAUACUUACCGCGGUGCCAGGUUGAUCCGUAUGUUCCUCGACUCUCAGCUCAUAUUUUAUGGAGAAUUGCGACGAGCAUCCGGCUUGCUCUCUGACGCUUACAACAAUGCUGAGCCAAUUCUCUUCACAAACAAUGAGGCCAGCCUGUGUGCCAUAGAGAUGCAUGACGCGCAAACUUACAAGAAAAAAGGCUCUCCAGGAAGCGACGGAUUACAUGACAUGAACGAGGAUACCGAGGCCUACAUUGGAAGUCCUUUACAAAAUCCCGUGUUUAAGCUCCCGGUGCCUUCCUCUCAGGGCAAGCGCGUUGGACAGUCAUUACACGACCACUGUGGUUCGGAUAAAGCGCCAAUGGGACGUGUUCUCAGGCUCAAUCUACUCAGGUCUUGGGGAGAUUGCUAUUACUUUGGACUGACUGGAAUCCAGGCUCGUACCUUUUACCAGAACUCCCACUACUUUCGCAUAACAUUCGUGUGCUGGACGAGAAUGGAAAUGCACACUCAAUUCAGAGUGAGUUUAUCACUGGAAAGCCAAGGGACUUGAACGAUAUACCAGGGCAUACCGGAGACUACAGGACGCUUGAUAAGCUUGUCGACGGAUGUAAUGUGACAACGGAUGAUCGGCAUAUGUGGCUUGUGCCGUAUGAUGGUCCGGAGGCUGAGCACUUCCUGGAGAUCGACUUUAAAAGGCCGGUGACAAUGUCA
Molecule: messenger RNA, 3389 nt
Organism: Selaginella moellendorffii
Lineage: Eukaryota; Viridiplantae; Streptophyta; Lycopodiopsida; Selaginellales; Selaginellaceae
Exons: 9
Coding region: 106-3228 (1040 amino acids)
Source: RefSeq, a predicted model, not a curated record